Molecule: messenger RNA, 620 nt
Organism: Pyrus x bretschneideri (Chinese white pear)
Lineage: Eukaryota; Viridiplantae; Streptophyta; Magnoliopsida; Rosales; Rosaceae
Product: precursor of CEP14
Exons: 1
Coding region: 16-429 (137 amino acids)
Biological process (GO): response to osmotic stress; cellular response to nitrogen starvation
Source: RefSeq, a predicted model, not a curated record
ACAUGGCCUAACCCAAUGAAACCAAUCCCCCAUCAGCAUUUCUUCAACCUACACAAAACCCACAAUCCCAAAUCUCUCAACUCUCUCUCUCUCUUUCUCUCUCUCUCUCUCUCUCUCUCUCUGUGUACAUUCUUCACUACCAUGCCUCGUCUGACCGCUUUGGCACUGAUUUUCUUAGUGACAAUGGCCUCAUCUGUGUCAACUCUAGAAAGCAGAAAGCUUUUGGAUGUAAAGGACGAUGCCGAGAAUCAAAAGAAAGUGGCUUCUCUGUUUCUAAGUGCCCUUCCGAAGGGCAAGGUGCCAGCUUCUACCCCAAGCAAGAAGGGUCAAGCCGUCGUCGUCAACGAAAAGCUCAUUGCCCGCCAUCUUAGCGUCGUAAAAGAUCGGAUCCUGGCGCAGUCUGUUCCCAGCCCCGGCGUCGGUCAUUGAUUUGUACCAGUUAUACAUUCAUAACUAUUCGUUUCGUAUAUUUUUUUCAUUAGUUUUCAAAUCUCUAUAGAAUCACUACAAUUUUGAAGCUUGAUUAGGUAUAAAAUUGAAAGAGUUGAAGAGAAAAUGUAUAGACAGUGCAGAUGUUAUUUAUUUCAUUUUCUUUAAUUUGUUUGGAUUCAUUUUUAUAA